Molecule: messenger RNA, 2481 nt
Organism: Penicillium chermesinum
Lineage: Eukaryota; Fungi; Ascomycota; Eurotiomycetes; Eurotiales; Aspergillaceae
Exons: 7
Coding region: 1-2481 (826 amino acids)
Source: RefSeq, a predicted model, not a curated record
AUGGCGUCCUCUCCUCCUCUUGCGGCCUCUCCCGCGCCUUCGAUCUCUUCUCCAAUCUCCUCCCCGCCGCUCUUGGCUACCAAAGUCCGUAGGAAGCCUUUGCCCGAGCAUGCCACCCCGGUGACUUCUACCUUGUAUAACCCCUCUCCCUUGUCUAUCGAGGGUGAUAAACCUACCUUCAUUCCUCCUCCUAGACCCGAGUCCCUCUCAUCUGUGGAGGCAGACUCACUGACAGUGCCAAGGAAUCCAAAUCGAUUCUCUCGAGGACGGAGCGCAGCACAACCUCUCCAAAUUGAUACGUCGGCCAACGCCGCAUUCUUAAGGUCCGUAGUCGAGGACGACGACGACGACGAAGAAGGCGCCGACUACUUUGACGACGAAUACGAGAACCAGUUCACGAAUGGAAUCGGAACCCCCCUACACAGCCGACUAGUCAGCGAGCCAUUCAUCCCCGUUCUGAACUCUCCUCCCCCUACACAGAGACGUGCAACGAGUAUGGCACUGCACACUCUUAAUCAACCACCACCCUUAAAGAUAGACCUGAAUGCUCGAUCCAUGUCCAUGGGCCCGGAUCCUCGGCAACCAAAGACUCCUGGAAACAAGAUAAGCUCAUUCUUCGGCUGGAAGGGCAACGCCAACGGCAAUCCUCACGGUCAAACUAAAGUAGCCACUUCCCCUGGUGGUGAGUCAACAAGCACCGAGAUCUCGGACGGCGGUCGGUCCCCUAUGCCCUCGCCGAUGCCUCCCUUGGCGAAUGAAGCCAUGUUCGCGAGCAAAUUGUCCGACGUUGAGAAUGAGCUGCGAGAAAUCAGCUCUGAGCUGGCUGGCUCUAUCCGCCGAGAAAUGGAGCUGGAAGAUUUGAUUGAGCGUUUGCAGUCCGAGGGCCCUGACGCGAACCGUCGAACCAGUGAUUAUUUCUCCGAUUCAGGGACUGGGUCAAUUCGAAACCCAUCCGAUGCUGGUCGAGCUAGCGUGGAAGAUAUCGAAAAGAUUCGCCGUGCUGCAGAGCAAGAGCGUGCGCAGCUGAAGGUCGAAAUGUCACAAAAACUGCAAGACGAGCGAAUGAAGCGGACUGCAUCCGAGUCUCAUGUCCAGAUUCUGGAGAACCAGGUCCAGCAGCUUCGUCGUGACCGGGUAGAAAACUCGGAUCUCGCUUCCAAGACAUCAAGUCUCGAGAGAGCUCUCGAAGACACCAAAAGAAAGCUACUCGAAGAGAGGCAAUCAAAGGAUAACUUUGAAGACCUGCUGACAGCCAUGCGGGUUGAGUUGGAACAGCUUCGGAACGACCGCGACAUGCUCCGUCAAGGGAAGCCACCCCCAUCCGAGAUGCAGCGCCUAAUUGAGGAGAUCGAAGCCCUGAAGAUCGAAAACGCAUCGUUGGCCCAAUUACAAGGCAAGCGGAAUUCUAUCAUGGGCCUUUCCCGCUCCAACUCCCUCGCACGGAAACCAAGCGGACUCUCCCGAUCAAACUCGGUGAGCGGUAGAGAGCGAGAGCAGCAGACCGGCGAGUCUUUGGUCGACCAAAUCAAGAACAUCGAAGCUCAGCGAGACGCCCUUCACCGAACUCUCAAGAGCCUGCUCGAUCGACACGACCUGCAGGCACGCGAGUUCGAGAAGCGUGCUCCAGACUCCUCCCGCCGACCCGGAUACGAGCGCGAGGUGCAAGGUUUGCGCGAAGAUGUCAAUCACCUCCGUAUGCGAGCUGAAGACGCGCUGGAUGGAAAAUGGCAGUGCGAGAAGAACCUUGCCGGUCUGAAGAUGGACCUGGACCGUGCCGAGCAGGAGACCAGCUCAUUGAGAGCACUUCUAGAAGAGGACAACGCUGUCCUGGAGAGCGGCGGGGAAGGCUUCGCCGAGGUCAUUGCCACUUCAUCGACUCUGCAGGCUGCCUACCAGCAAUUGCAGGCGGACAGACAACAAGCCGAGGCGAGCGGUGUCGGCGCAGACUUCGAUCGCGCAAACCAGUUAGCCGGCCUCGUUCAGCAGCAACUGCAAAUUAACAGUUCUCUGCGCAGCCGCCUAGAAAGCGAAAUUAACAAGGGCGAGCGAGACCAGAAGAUCUCUAUUGAUCGAAUCACCGCCCUGCAGUGUCGAAUGAAGCAGCUCGAAGAUACCGUCCUCGCAGCCCAGAACCACGCUGAGGAAGAGAUGAGCCGGCACGAGGACGAGAUCCGGCAAAUGAAGGAAAGCCACAACGCGCAGCUCCACGCGCUCUCCCGCCUGGACAAGACCACCAGCGGGGAUGGAAUCCCGCUUGCCGAUGCCGUGCAAGCGUAUGUCCUCGAGAAACGAGUCAAGGACCUCGAAAAGGUGCUCCGGGAGGCGGACAUGGAGAUGGAAGAAGUUAUUGGCCAGAUGAACCGCGCACAAGCCGAUGUAGCGCAGCUGCAAUCUGACCGGGACGACGCCCUGCGCCAGACCCGGCAGCUGCAGGCGGACAUCGAGGCAGAGCGGGAGUCGCUGAGGGCCUUGAUGGGCUGA